UGUCCCAGAAUAUGACUCCAGAUCUGACCCUCUCCUUCAGUGUGAAGAGCCGCUCCAGGAGGUGUGUAAACGGCCCCCUGCAGGAAGCAGCCAGGAGGCGGCUCUGGGCGCUGGAGAAUGAGGACCAGGAGGUGCGUGCACUGUUUAAGGUGAGCUUGGAUGGAGGGGUGCAAUUCUGAGCCUGCCUUGUGUUCGUCCGGCCGCUGCAAGGUUCACCAGCACCUGGGACAGCGCCGGGAACAAAGUAGGCCCUCAAGAACAGGGCUGACUGAAGGAAACAAUGAAUGAAAAUGUACAUAUUUUCUGCCCAACAAGAAUAGGCAGCACUCCGAAGCUGGCGAGGAGUUGCAGAAUCAGAGAAAACGGUUUCAAAUCUGACACUGUUAUUUGUUUGACCUUCUGCAAGUUACUUACCUGUGUAGGAUGGGAAUCGUUGCGAUGUCUAUCAAGUAUACUUUAAAAAAAAUGAAAUUAAUUUUUUUAAUUGGAAUUUUAUUGUUUUUUAUUGUGAUAAAAUAUACAUAACAUAAACUCUCAACUUUAAAUAUUUUCAGUGUGUAAUUCGGUGACAUUAAGUGCACUCACAUUGUUAUGCAACCAUCAUCACUGUUCAUUCCAGAACUUUUCCAUCAUCCCAAAUGGAAGCUCUGUACCUACUAAACAAUAACUCUCCUCUGUCCCCUUUCCUCAACACUGGUAACCAAUAAGUAUGUAUUUUUUUAAAUUACCAAAAUUGCCAAUCAAAAAUUAGUAACUAUACAUUUUAGAAUGGGAGGGAAAAAGGCAUUGAAGUAAAAAACCAAUUCGUCCUCUUUCAUAGUGGGUAGCUAGUAUCUUCAGCUGUUACACCAAGGAAGAAGGGUAUGGCCAAAUUAUUUACAGCUUAGGAGGGACUUACUAGGAGAGCCAAAGUCAGAAAUGGUUAAAAAUUGUUACAACUAGAGGAGGGAUAAAGAGAAUAUUACUUUAUGUAAUAAACUAAUAUGUUCUAGUUAUUUUUACAGUCCCUGAAUUAAUUUGAUACAAAUUAUAAAGGGAAAUGUGUUCUAUUAAUCUGUCACGUAUAAAAAAAAAAGAAAGAAAGUGUUUGGUUUGUUGGGAGGAGUCAGUGAGUCAGUAUCCGUAGAGAGCUUGGCUUUGCUUGGGUGGUGGUAUAUACUCCAUAAAUAGUAGAUAAAUUAUAAAUAGUAGUGUGCUUUUUUUUAAUUUCCAGAAUUCAGAAACUUGGAGGCACGAGCUGCUAACUGGCACCAUAGUUUUUUAAAAAUUUGAGUCACUCUUGGCGUGGGCAAGAGCUGGGUUUGAUUGAGCCAGGGGGUCUGCUGGGUUGAGGAUUGAGCCAGGCAAACUUGUGUGCCAGAACUGAGACCUGGAGUCAGCCGGAUCUCAGCUCCAGCCAAGGUGCCACGGCACACACACAGGUGACCAUGGGCAGAUUGCUUAACCUGUCUGUGCCUGGCCCUUGUUGACGUGGAGAGGGCCAUUUUCUAUUAAAUCUGAGGUGCCAUUUGAUUAUAAAACGCACCAACAUCUUACAUACCUCAAGGGAAGAAAAGAAAUACGGCCAAUUAAGUAUGAUGCCGUGCUUCCUUCUCUGUUGUUUCAGAAAUGAUCAAAUGUGGGAAAAGUGCAUCUUAGAAUGUAUUCAGUAGUGUAAUCAUACUCUUUUCACAGGGUUAUUGUGAGUAAAUGAGGCAAUGUUCAUAAAGAUCUUUGUGAGGUGCCUGACAAUUGCUGAAUCUCCCAGAAAUCAAUUUUUAUCUAGAGCCCGUUCCCUGGGCAACAGGAUCGACAUCCUCCAAGGAUCUGGGGACUCCUGGGGCCUGGUAUGGGAGAACCCCAGCGUUUUGACUUUGUUGUUCUCUCUCCUGUCCUCUUCUCUUCUAUCCACAGGGUAGAUAUCCUCUCUUUCUAUCCUCUUCUUUCCACAGGGUUCUCCCAGAACAGCAUUCCGGGGGUUGAUCUUUGAUGGCAGGACCUGGCUUGGGGGAGAAAGGAUGUUCUGGCCAUCCGUCCUUAUAGUCAACUCUAGAAGCUUGGACAAGAAACAGAAAAAGAUUUUAAGGGAACACCAAGUCUGCAUAGUGGUUCAGGCCUGUUUUCUCAGUUAUUAAAAAAAAAAACUGGGGUAGGGGAGCAUGCAAACUGGCCUAGCACAGCCUUUCUGGAGGGCAGUUUGGCCCCCGCGUUUUAGGAUUGAAAACAUGAAUGUCUGCAUUCCCAAAUGCACAUCUCAGAAUAACUUGCGUCAAGACUAUCAAAGAUGUGUACAAAGAUUUAACUCUAGGAUGUUUAUCACGGUACUGUUUAGGAUGGUAAGAAAAUGAGAACAACUCAAAUGUCUAACCAUAAGGCAAUGUUAAGAAUUAAUUAUAUUAAUGUAGCAAUGACAUAUGUAACCAUUAAGAAGAAUGCAGAUUAUUUAACGACAAGGGAGCUGGUUCACAAAAUCUUAUUUAGUUACAAAAGAUUACAAAACAACUUACAUAAUGUAAUUCUACUUAUAUAAAAAUAGUUACUUCCAAACUCACGGAGAGGAAAAAGGAUUCAGAGUUAAUACGCAAGGGUGUUAACAUCGAUGAUCUCUAGGAGGGCGGAUUGUGGAUGAUUUUUGUUUUUGUGUAAUUUGGUUUUUCUGUCAGCUUUAUGAAAAUACUCAUUAGACAUAGAUUCACAAUCAAAGUUUCUUUCAAGGUGCCUUCUAUUAUCUAUCCUUCCCCUUCCCUUAUACACCUUUUUUUUUUUUUUUUAACACAAAAGGUAUUCUUUGCACCUUGCUUUCUUUCUGUUGUGGCUGUUGUUCCAUCUAGCAGCAUAUAUUUGGAGCUGUGUCAGAGCACCAAGAAUUUCCUCAUUCUUUUUUAUGGCUGAGUAAUAUCAUAAUAUUCCAUUGCGUGGAUGAAUCAUAAUUCACCAGUCUCCUAUUGAUGGACAUUUAGGUUGUUUCCUUUUUUUUUUUUUUGGUGAUAUAAAAACAAAUCAAUGCCACAAUCAAGAAAUUCAUACGAAACAUUUUGCGUGUCUAUGAGAUCAUUAACAAGACGCUGUCACCCCAGGUCUUCUCACUGUUCUCUUUACCCAGGACCUCUCAGCCAGGUUGGUGGGUAUCCAGUCCCAGAAGGCUCAGUUCCUCAUCACCUUCAAGACCGUGGAGGAAAUCUGGAAGUUUUCCACCUACUUGAACUUAGAUUGGUGGAAGAUACAGAGAUCCAAGUUUCCGUGGAUGAGAAACACCUGGAAACAAUAUACCUGGGACUUCUGAUACAGGAAGGCCACUUCUUCUGCAGAGCCGUGUGCUCUGUGGCUCAGCCGCCUGAGAAGGAAGGGGAGUAUCUGACACUUUGGAAGAAGGAGUUAAUCUCCGUGAAAAUAGUUGAAGGCGGAUCCGAGUGGGAGGGCGUGUCCCUGGUGACUGGUCAGCGGGGCCUGGUGCCCGUGUCAGCCCUGGAACCUCUGCCGCUCCCUUUCCACCAAUGGUUCCUAAAGAACUAUCCAGGAAGCUGUGGCUUUUCCAGGAAGAGGGAUUGGACAGGCUCCUAUCAGAUCGGCAGAGGAAAAUGUAAGGCCUGGAAAGAACAUGAGAGGGAAGAAAAGGAUGAGCUGAAUUUUCACCAGGGAGAAAGCAUCGAGAUCAUCGGCUUUGUCAUACCUGGGCUUCAGUGGUUCAUUGGAAAGUCGACACGCUCAGGAGAAGUGGGCUUUGUCCCCACCAGGAACAUAGAUCCUGAGUCUUACUCCCCAAUGAACAAGAGCUCCGCCUUUUUCAGCGAUGAGGAAAGAUGCUCUCUGUGGGUCCUGGGAAGUGACAGGAAAGCUGAGUGUGCCAGCUUCCUCCACACCCUUGCUCAUACUGACAUAGCGUCUGUCUACCGGCUUAGUGGGUUUGAAUCCAUCCAGAAUCUUCCAAACGAUCUAAGUGUGUCCCAGCCUGAAGGCUUCAAGGAGGCCAGGACUGGUAGAGCCUGGGAGGAGCAUCAGGCCGUGGGCUCCAGACAGUCCAGCAGUUCCGAGGACUCCAGCCUGGAGGAGGAGGAGCUCCUCUCAGCAGCCUCAGACAGCUAUCACUUGCCAGAGCCCGAUGACCUCGAUGACCCAGAACUGCUCGUGGACCUAAACACUGGUCAGGAAGAGGAGGAGGCUGAGAAUUUCGCCCCCAUGCUGGCGUUUCUGGAUCACAAGGGCUACGCUGACCACUUUAGGAGCCUCUACGACUCCUCCUUCUCUUUCCUCACGUCUUCCUUUUACAGCUUCUCUGAGGAGGACGAACUUGUGGCCUACCUGGAGGCCUCAAGGAAGUGGGCCAAGAGGAACCACAUGACCUGGGCCCAUGCCCGGCUCUGCUUCCUCCUGGGCCGGCUGAGCGUCAGGAAGGUCAAACUGUCUCAGGCCAGGGUGUACUUUGAGGAGGCUAUGUACAUCCUCGAUGGGGCAUUUGAGGACCUAUCCUUGGUGGCUGCUCUGUACAUCAAUCUGGCUGCCAUCUACCUGAGGCAGAGGCUGAGGCAUAAAGGCUCAGCCCUGCUGGAAAAGGCAGGUGCCCUGUUGGCCUGCCUGCCUGACCGUGAGUCCAGCACCAAGAAUGAGCUUGAUGUGGUGGCCUAUGUGCUACGCCAGGGGAUUGUGGCUGGCAGCUGUGUCCUGGAGGCCAGGGCCUGCUUCCUGGCCAUCCGAUUGCUCCUGGACCUAGGCCGGCAUGAGGAGGUCCUGCCCUUUGCCGAGCGUCUGCAACUCCUCUCUGGACACCCUCCUGACCUGGAUGCCGUGGCCACCAUCUUGAGUUUUCUGUAUGAUAAGAAAUACCUUCCACACCUCGCGGUGGCCUCUGUCCAACAACGUGGUACCCAGCGUGCCCAAAUUGGAAGUACCCUUCCAAUUUGGCAGGUCUACCUGGUUCUCCAGAACACCGCCAAGCUCCUUGGAGUUCCCUCUUUAAGCUGGGGUGAGGUUUCUGCCCUGGCCUGCCCAGCGCUCAGGCAAGCGCUGGUUGCCUGUGAAGAGCAGGCCAGUCGGAGCACCCAGAGGGCCCUGUGUCUCAUCCUGUCCAAAGUGUACCUCCAACACAGGUCUCCUGAUGGCGCCAUCCACUACCUGAGCCAGGCCUUGGUGCUAGGGCAGCUGCUGGGUGAGCAGGAGGCCUUCGAGUCUUCCCUGUGCCUGGCGUGGGCUUAUCUCGUAGCCAGCCAGGCAAAGAAGGCGUUGGACAUUCUUGAGCCGCUGCUAUACUCUCAGAAGGAGAUGGAGAGCAUCACCCAAAAGGGGGUGGUCCAUAACCUCCUGGGCCUUGCACUUCAGGGUGAAGGCCUGGUGAACAGGGCAGCCAAGAACUAUCUCCGGGCUUUGAACAGAGCUCAGGAAAUGGGGAACGUGCGUAACCAGGCGGUGACUUUGGCCAAUCUUGGCCACCUGACUCUCAAGUCCUGGGCUCGGCAACCAGCCAAGGACUAUCUCCUGCGGGCCGUCCGACUCUAUUCUGAACUCCAGACCAGCGUGGAGACAGACAUGGAAUUAGUACAGGUGCUUCUCUGGUUGGCCCAAGUCCUGGUGUCUGGACGUCAGCUGGCCAGUGGCCGCCUUUGCUACGAAAUGGCAUUGCUGUUGGGCUUAAGGCAUCGGCACCUAAAGAGUCAGCUUCAGGUCACCAAAUCCCUCUGCCAUUUCUACAGCUCUGUUUCCCCAAACCCCGAGGCGUGCAUCACCUACCAUGAGCACUGGCUGGCCCUAGCUCAGCAACUCAGGGACCGAGAGAUGGAGGGGAGGCUGUUGGAGUCCCUCGGGCAGCUCUAUCGGAACCUGAACACGGCCAGGUCUCUCAGGAGAUCUCUCACCUGCAUCAAGGAGAGCCUGCGUAUCUUCAUCGACCUGGGGGCGAAAGACAAGGCUGCCGAGGCCUGGCUCGGAGCUGGACGACUCCACUACCUCAUGCAGGAAGAUGAUCUGGUGGAGCUGUACCUGCAGGCAGCCAUCCAGAAAGCCCUGAAGUCCGAAGAGCCCUCCCUGGCUCUCAAACUCUAUGAAGAAGCGGGCGAUGUGUUCUUCAAUGGGACCCGCCACAGGCACCGUGCGGUGGAGUAUUACCGGGCUGGGGCUGUCCCUUUAGCGAGGAGGAUGAAGGCGGUGAGAACGGAGCUCCGGGUUUUCAACAAGCUGACGGAGCUGCAGAUCAGUCUGGAAGGCUAUGAGAAGGCUUUGGAGUUUGCCACUCUGGCGGCCAGACUCAGCACAGUCAUAGUCUUCCAAUUCCUAGGAGAUCAGAAGCAGGAGCUGGUGGCCUUUCACCGCCUGGCUACGGUGUACUAUUCCCUGAGCAUGUAUGAGAUGGCUGAAGACUGCUACCUGAAGACUCUGUCCCUCUGCCCGCCCUGGCUGCAGAGUCCCAAGGAGGCCCUGUACUAUGCGAAGGUAUAUUAUCGCCUGGGCCGACUCACUUUCUACCAGCUGAAGGACGCCCACGAUGCCACCGAAUACUUCUGGCUGGCCCUGGCAGCGGCGGUCCUGCUGGGUGACCAGGAGCUGCAGGACACCAUUAGGAGCAGGUUGGACAACGUCUGCCGGAGCCCCCUGUGGCACAGCAGCCCCUCGGGGCGCUCCUCAGAGAGGGCGCGGUGGCUGAGCGGGGGAGGCCUGGCCCUCUGAGGAGGGCUGUCCUACAUCCGACCAGUGGCCAUGGCCAGAAGCUGCCUCCCUGCCCUGGGCUCCAGGACACCCAUCUGGAAGGUCUGCAUCAUCACCUGGCCCAGCCCCCUCAUCUUACAAUGAGACUAGCACCGCCCAGAGGGAGGGGCUCAUUUGGGGUCGGCCACACCAGGAGUGGAUGACAGAGCAGGGACUGGAGGUCCUGGCUUUGUGUCAGGGGUUGUCUAGAGCCUUUUCAGCGGACUGCGGCCCUUCCCCACACACAGCUUCUGAAACGCACUUUCUCAACACUCCGUUCUAGAGAAAAUGAGAACCCUUGUCCUGAGGGGGCAACCUCUC
Molecule: messenger RNA, 6972 nt
Organism: Prionailurus viverrinus (fishing cat)
Lineage: Eukaryota; Metazoa; Chordata; Mammalia; Carnivora; Felidae
Gene: SH3TC2
Product: SH3 domain and tetratricopeptide repeats 2
Exons: 15
Coding region: 2983-6633 (1216 amino acids)
Biological process (GO): regulation of ERBB signaling pathway; regulation of intracellular protein transport
Cellular component (GO): recycling endosome
Molecular function (GO): protein binding
Source: RefSeq, a predicted model, not a curated record